Messenger RNA from Phymastichus coffea, 1042 nucleotides. It is a transcript of the gene Mettl5, whose product is annotated as rRNA N6-adenosine-methyltransferase METTL5. Gene Ontology annotation, biological process: rRNA methylation. The coding region runs from base 151 to 777 and encodes 208 amino acids. The transcript has 3 exons. Gene Ontology annotation, molecular function: nucleic acid binding; rRNA (adenine-N6-)-methyltransferase activity. NCBI's taxonomy places the organism in Eukaryota, Metazoa, Arthropoda, Insecta, Hymenoptera, Eulophidae. The record is from RefSeq and is a predicted model, not a curated record.
ACGAUCAGCAUUACUGAAUGCUCAUGCGUCUUCGACGGGUUUCUUCGUGACACAAGAUUCAUCAUUUGGAAAUCUUAUAUUACCGGUUCUACCUCGUUUUGAAGAUACUAAUUAAUGUAUGGAAAGUGAAUUUUAACAAAACAAAAAAAAAUGAUUAAAAUACGUGAAUUAGAAGAAAAAUUGCAAUAUUUAUUAUCAUUUGAGGUUCCUAAUAUAUCAUUAGAACAAUAUUCGACUAGUUCACACAUCGCCUCGCGGAUAUUAUAUGUUGCACAAACACAGUACGCAGAUAUCACUAAUCAGUACGUGGCGGAUUUAGGUACAGGAUGUGGAAUUUUAUCCGUAGGUUCUUCCAUUUUAGGAGCCGCAAGCGUUAUUGGUUUUGAUAUAGAUAUGCACGCAUUACAAAUUCGAGCAGAUAAUUAUGCAAGUUUGGGCUUAUUUUCUGAAGCUGUUUGUUGCGAUGUUCUUCGAUUAUCACCAGGAACUUUUGAUAGAUUUUUUGAUACUGUUAUAAUGAAUCCACCAUUUGGUACAAAACAUAAUGCUGGUAGUGACAUGAAAUUUCUAGAAAUAGCUUCAAAAUUAUCACAAGGUGUCAUCUAUUCACUUCAUAAAACCAGUACUCGUAGACAUAUUAUUCGAAAAAGUGCACAACUUGGAAUGGAAUGUGAUGUAUUAGCAGAACUAAAGUUUGAUAUACCACUUAUUUAUAAAUUUCAUAAAAAAAAAUCUACAAAUGUAGCAGUAGAUUUCAUAAGAUUUUGUCAUAAAUGAUAAAUCUACGUAUUUUAAAUUAAUUCAGAAUAUAAAAAUAAAGGAAGGAUGAUUAUAAGAAAAGUUAGAUGUUUGGAUGCCCGAUGUUCAUAAGGUUCCAAAACAACUGCUAUUUGAAAAUUGUACCGUUACUAAGAAUGUCUAAUUUCUUCAAAUUCAAGUGACAAUAAAGGUCUACUAAAUUUUUGUGAUUUAUUAUACAAGAAGAUAAUUUCAUUAAUGUAAAUAUUCAAAAUCAAAAUUUGUAUGUAAUUUAUAAUUAAUA